AGCCCCGCGCCCCGGCCCCGCUGAGCGCAGCGCCCUCCCGGCGGCGGCACGAUGCUGUGCUUCCUGCGGGGAAUGGCCUUCGUCCCCUUCCUCCUAGUGACCUGGUCGUCCGCCGCCUUCAUCAUCUCCUACGUGGUCGCGGUGCUCUCCGGGCACGUCAACCCUUUCCUCCCCUACAUCAGUGAUACAGGAACAACACCUCCAGAGAGUGGUAUUUUUGGAUUUAUGAUAAACUUCUCUGCGUUUCUUGGUGCAGCCACGAUGUACACAAGAUAUAAAAUAGUAGAGAAGCAAAAUCAAACCAGCCGUUUCAGCACGCCUGUUUUUAACUUGGUGUCAUUGGUUCUUGGAUUGGUGGGAUGUAUCGGAAUGGGCAUUGUAGCCAAUUUUCAGGAGUUAGCUGUCCCCGUGGUCCACGAUGGUGGCGCUCUUUUGGCUUUCAUCUGCGGUGUCGUGUACACGCUCCUGCAAUCCAUCAUCUCUUACAAAUCGUGUCCCCAGUGGAACAGACUGUCCACGUGCCACGUACGGCUGGCCAUCUCUGCCAUUUCCUGCGCAGCUGUCAUCCCCAUGAUUGCCUGUGCUUCACUGAUUUCUAUAACCAAGCUGGAGUGGAAUCCAAAAGAAAAGGAUUAUGUAUAUCACGUAGUGAGUGCGAUCUGUGAAUGGACAGUGGCCUUUGGUUUUAUUUUCUACUUCCUAACAUUUGUCCAAGAUUUCCAGAGUGUCACCCUAAGGAUAUCCACAGAAAUCAACGGUGCCGUUUGAAGAAAGAAGACUCCUAUCUCAGUCAAUGAAAGUCGCAGACAAUUUCUAGAAGGGGUACAGAGGACAGGCAGAGUUUUAAUGCUGCCCUGAGUGGAAUGCAUGUAUGGCACAUCCAGGACUUGAAUUUCAUUAAGAUUCCCAAUGGUUGUACUGUUUUCAAAGGUAUGUUUUCCUAGAGAAUGUAGAGCAUUUAUGACAUUGUAGCAAUGUUUUUAUAAUUUUCCAAGUAGGCACUUUUUUAUGUUGACAAAUUCGUUACAGAAAGGAUAAGUGGUUACAGAAAAUGGAGAGCUCUUAGUUUGUACAGAUUCCGUUUUGCUUUUUCUGUGUGUGUGAGUGACUUACGGAAAUACACUAAU
Molecule: messenger RNA, 1127 nt
Organism: Ceratotherium simum simum (southern white rhinoceros)
Lineage: Eukaryota; Metazoa; Chordata; Mammalia; Perissodactyla; Rhinocerotidae
Gene: DRAM1
Product: DNA damage regulated autophagy modulator 1
Biological process (GO): regulation of autophagy
Cellular component (GO): lysosome
Source: RefSeq, a predicted model, not a curated record